Molecule: messenger RNA, 1412 nt
Organism: Aphis gossypii (cotton aphid)
Lineage: Eukaryota; Metazoa; Arthropoda; Insecta; Hemiptera; Aphididae
Gene: Vps20
Product: charged multivesicular body protein 6-A
Exons: 6
Coding region: 701-1255 (184 amino acids)
Biological process (GO): late endosome to vacuole transport via multivesicular body sorting pathway; vesicle budding from membrane
Cellular component (GO): multivesicular body; ESCRT III complex
Source: RefSeq, a predicted model, not a curated record
CUUUAUAGAUUUUAUAAUACACCGCCAUAGACUAUUCUUUUAUCUAUGCACAUAGACCCGGUAGCAGCUGCUUCAGAGUCGACUGUAUGGUAAGCCUGCUCGAUCGCAUUGAUUAAAGCCAAGGAUGAUGAAAAAAUAUACAUAUAUUAUACAUUAUUUAUGUAUAAGUUCAUCUGUUAUUGUUGUCAAUGUUGUCAUUAUACCUAUGCGAUAUGCGAAUGCCGAUUAUUGCGAUUAACUAAAUACCUACUGAAAAAACUCGAGUCAACAACAGACUACGAUUAAAGAUUUGAAGAUUAUAAUAUGUCUUAAACAUUUUUUAUAUUAUCUUUUCUACGCAACAGGCUACUAUAUAAUCAUUAAUAAUUAUAUUUUCAUUUUUACUGUGUAUAAAUUUGUAUGAUUUUAUUAUUUUACCUAACAAAAGAAUUCCAUUUAAAAACCUUGAAAGUUGAUAUUUGAUUAGUCAUAAAUGUACAAGUUAAUUAUUAUUUAUCAUUAAUGUGGUCAUUAUAACUUUAUUAAUAAUUUCUGACAUUGAAAUUAACUAUUCUAUGUUUCGUUAAUCGUUAUUGGAUCAUCAUAGGCUGAUACAUUUUGUCAAAAAUCAUUUAAAAAUGGGAAUGUUAUUUGGAAAACCCAAAGUUUCUCGUAUUACCGACCACGAUCGAGCAGUUCUGGUAAUAAUAUUCAAUAUCAAAUGAAACAACAAAGAGAUACCUUAAAGCGAUAUCAACAGAGAGUUGAAAAAUUACUAGAAAGCGAAAGAGAACUCGCUAAAAGACUACUAUCCGAAAACAAAAGAGAUAAAGCAAAGCUUUUGUUGAGAAAAAAGAAGUACCAAACAGAGCAGCUAGAACGUACUGAAGCUUCUUUGGAUACUAUUGAAAAAUUAAUACAAGAUUUAGAAUAUACCCAAAUAGAAGCCAAAGUUAUUGAAGGCCUUAAAGUUGGAAAUGUAGCUCUUAAAAAAGCCAAUGAAUUAUUUAAUAUUGAACAUAUUGAGCAACUUUUGGAUGAAACUAAAGAGGGAAUCGAUAAACAAAGAGAAAUAACUGAUUUACUCAGUGGCGCCUUGUCAUCUGAGGAUGAAGAAGCAGUUGAAGCUGAAUUAAAUGAACUAAUUACUGUAGAACAUCAAAAAGCUAUGGAUAAGUUACCAACUGUACCAUCGGAUGAAUUACCAGUAACUGUUCCAGAAACCAAAGAGAAAGACAAUUUACCUACUAAGAAGAUUGCAUUAGAAGCUCAAUAAAAUUUAUUAUAUUCGGUAAAAAUUCUACGAGUUAGAGUCAACUUUACAGUUUUAACAUAUUAAAUUUUAUUUUCUGUUAUUGUGUAUAAUAUUAAAAACUUGUAUAUUUAAUAUAUAUUUUGAAGUUAUUUAAUAAAAGUUUUAUACUGCUUGUGAA